Drosophila serrata is the source of this 6313-nucleotide messenger RNA. RefSeq names its product cohesin release factor wings apart-like (gene wapl). The record is from RefSeq and is a predicted model, not a curated record. Lineage: Eukaryota; Metazoa; Arthropoda; Insecta; Diptera; Drosophilidae.
AUGUCACGCUGGGGCAAGAACAUAGUGGUGCCGCUGGAUUCGCUCUGCAAGGAGAAGGAGAACACCAAUCGGCCCACCGUCGCCCGAUCGGUGGGCACCGUGGGCAAAUGGGGCAAGAUGGGCUUCACUUCCACACGCACCUACACACUGUCCGCCCUGCAUCCGAUGGCAGCGGCUGCGGCGGCGGCUGCUGCAGCCGCCAGUCCCGCACAGAGUCCAGCCUCCACGCACGACCACGAUCCCAACGACAUGUCCGUUUCGGUGCCGGAGCCGCCGAAGCCGAAGAAGUUCUUCAAGUCGCGCAAUGCCGCUCCGCCGGAGGUUAUUGCCCAAAUCAUACAGCAGCUACCGCAUUGCGGUGCGGGUGCAUCGCCCAUGCGGGAACAAGCAUCGACUGGUGGCGGCGCCACGCCCACCUCUGGAACCCACGAGAGCGGCGGUGGACUCAAGCUGAAGCUGGGCAAGGGCGGCAGCUCCGCAGAGCGGAAGCGCAAGUCGCCCAAGAAGAAGGCCGCCGCAACGCCUACGACGCCCGGUGCGUUCUUCGGCGGUUCCGAUCGGGAGCGGGAUAAGGAAGGCCUGAGUGAUCCCUCGGACCAACCGGAGCCGGGUGACGAGCCGCGUGGCAGUGCGUCGGCCAAGAAGAAGAAACCCAAGGAGGAGAAGAAACUAAAGCCGGAGGCGCCGCCGUCACGGAUCCUGGGUCGCGCCCGCAAGGCUGUCAACUAUUGCGAGGUGGACGAUGAGGAGCGCUAUCCCACGCCCACCAAGGAUCUGAUCAUUCCCAAGGCGGGACGCGGUCCAGCGGAAGCGACGGCAGCGACUGCCUCGGCCAUUUCAUCAGCGUCAGGAACCGCCACCGCCACCUCGGAAGCCUUUAUCUCCUCGACGGCCGGCAGCCCUGGGUCUGGACCGGCGCUACCUCCGCCCACAUCGGCGCCCAGUGCUAUCACGGUCCCGAUACCCCAACUGUCCGCCGGUGCGUCCAACCCGCCGAGCGCUUCCCGGACGCCGGAACAUCCUCCCAUAGUGCUCCGCAUCUCCAAGGGCACAUCCCGUCUGGUCAGCACAGAUAGCGAGGAGCCGCCGAGCAGCUCGCCCGCUCACUACAAUCAGCAGCAGCUGGCCACGGAGCCGGAGCCGGCGGAUCGGAGUGCAGACGAAACAGUUCCUCCUGCAAGCACGCCAAAAAUCAUUGUGAAGCCGCUGAGGCCGCCGGACUCGGCGGAGGGAUCAGCAGCAGCGGCAGUGACGGAAGCAGCAACUGCCACCGAGGCGCAGGACAACAACGAGGACGAGGAAGACGAGGAGGAGGAGGAGGAAGAAGAGGAGGAGCCGCCCGAGAUCAACUACUGCACGGUGAAGAUAUCACCCGACAAGCCGCCCAAGGAGCGACUCAAGCUGAUCAUCAAGACGGACGUGAUCCGCAACGCCAUUGCCAAAGCAGCCGCUGCCGCGGAGUCGCGCAGCGAGAAAAAGUCCAAGAGCAAGAAGCACAAGCACAAGCAGCUGCUGGCGGCGGGAUCAGCUGCUCCAGCAACCGGAGCCUCCACGCCGGCAGAGAUUAGCUCGGAAUUCAAGACACCCUCACCUCAUCUGGCCCUCAGCGAGGCGCAGCAAACGCAUACGCAUCCGCAUCAUCAUCACCAUCUCCAUCCGCAGCGGGGAUCCGCGGUCAUAUCGCCCACAACGCGCUCUGACCACGACUUUGACUCGCAGUCCUCGGUGCUGGGCAGCAUAUCCUCCAAGGGCAACAGCACGCCGCAACUGCUGGCGCAGGCUGUGCAGGAGGACAGCUGCGUAAUCCGCAGCCGGGGCUCGAGCGUGAUAACCAGUGACUUGGAGACGAGUCAGCACUCGUCGCUAGUGGCCCCACCCUCAGACAUUGAGUCGCGUCUGGAGUCCAUGAUGAUGACCAUUGACGGCACUGGUACGGGAACGGCGGCUGCGACAGCAUUGCCCGAAACGCCACUCCAAGAGGACAUCCUGGCUGUGCUGCGUGGCGAGGUCCCGCGCCUGAAUGGCAACACAGAUGCCGUGGCCAACGAGGAGCACCAGCAGGAGCAACAGCAGCCCAAGAGAGCCACACGUGGCCGGGGUAGGAAGGCAAAUAACAACGUAGAAGUACCUCCUCCGGCUACGGAGACCAGAACACGAGGCAGGGCUAAGGGAGCUGAUGCGGCUGCCACUGUGGCGGCCAUUUCACCGCCGACGCCGAAGAGGAGCACGCGAGGUACACGUGGAUCGAAGAAGGCCGAGGCGACAACAGAGGCGGACAUGGAAGUGGACGAACCUGCAGCGCCUGUGGCGGUGAAUGAAGAGCAGUUGGACCAGGCUGCGGCGCAACCUUUGCCUUUGCGGAGAGGACGCAAUGCCGCCGCCCGGGCCAAUAACAAUAAUUCGGCCAGCAUCAAUAAUAACAUCAACAAGAUAGCCGCCAGUCUGUCGGCCAAGGCCAAGGACGAAGCCAAUCGCCUGGCGGAGGGCAGUGGAGCGGCGGCGGCAGCAGCACCAGCACGUAGCUACGGCCGGAAGCGGAAGAACCAGCAGGUGGCACAAGCCCAGGUGCAGCCGGACGAGCAGCAGCAGCAGCAUCAGGCGCCCGAUCAUGAAGAGGAAACGCCCGAGGGCGAGGAAGAGCACCCCACGCCAGCCAAGAUCCCACACAGGGACCACUCUCCGACGGAUCACGACCCGGAUCCCGAUCCCGAUGAUCUCUCCAACAAUUCGAACAACUCUUCGAUGCAGCACGAUGGCUCCUCCUCCUCACCUCCGCCGCGUGACUUCAAGUUCAAGGAUAAGUUUAAACGAACCCUGACCUUGGACUCGCAGGUGGCGGCCAAUGCCGGAGCGGCAGGUGCAGCAGCAGCGGCAGCAGCAGCUGCAGCGGCGGCGGCAGGAGAUGCGGGAGCAACGGCAGGCACUGGAGUAACGACGGAAACGGAAGCCUAUGGCGAGCAACGUGGUGCCGUCAAGUUGGUCAUCUCGAAAAAGAAGGGCAGCAUCUUCAAGAGCCGCGCCCUAGUGCCAUCCGAUCAGGCGGAGCAAGCGUCUGUGGCCAAACGUCAUCUGUACAAGCACAGCUGGGAUGCGGCCCUGGAGGCGAAUGGCGGCGGAACGGGUAGUGAUGCAAGCAACGCCUCUGCUUCGGGCGGUGGAGUGCCUGGAGCCAAGGAUCACCUGCUACACCAUUUGGCGGCGGGCAAAUCCGAUGGUGACUUCGGUGAUAGUCCCUCGUCCAACAAUAAUGGCUCCUCCAGCGGCGGCAGCAGUGUGUCCACGCUACGUGGCGACAGUCCGGCAUUGGGCAAGAUCUCGCGGCUGGCGGGGAAGCAGGGAGUUCCCACCGGCACAGCCACCGGAGUGGAUGCUUUCGAUCUGGACCUGGAGACGGGAGCGGAGGAACUGGGCGUAGAGAGAUCGACGGCAAGCGGAGCUAUCAGCGGAACAGGAACAGCAGCUGCUGGCGGAGGAGCUGCCGGCAGCGGUGGUGGACCCAUUCGUGUCGAUCGCAAGACAAAGGACUACUACACCGUGGUGCGGAACGUGAAGACGGCUCAUCAAAUUCAAGAGAUUGGUGAAUACCAGGAAAUGGACGAUGAUGUCGAGUACAUUCUGGACGCCCUGCAGCCGCACAAUCCGCCGGCAACCCGAUGCCUUUCGGCCCUGCAGUUAGCCGCCAAGUGUAUGAUGCCUGCCUUCCGGAUGCAUGUGCGUGCCCACGGCGUGGUCACCAAGUUUUUCAAGGCCUUAUCCGAUGCCAACAAAGACCUCAGCCUGGGCCUGUGCACCUCUGCCAUUAUGUACAUACUGUCACAGGAGGGCCUCAACAUGGACUUGGACCGUGAUUCCCUGGAGCUGAUGAUCAAUCUACUAGAGGCAGACGGUGUCGGUGGUGGCACACUGGUCGGGCACACGGAUCGAGCUGGCUACGAGCGGAACAAGCAAAAGGUGCGUGAGCUCUGCGAGGAGAUCAAGGCCCAGGGCAAGGGCACGCAUCUCAAUGUCGACUCGUUAACGGUGGGCACGCUGGCCAUGGAGACGCUGCUCUCGCUGACAUCUAAGCGGGCAGGCGAAUGGUUCAAGGAGGAUCUGCGCAAACUGGGCGGACUGGAGCACAUCAUCAAGACCAUUUCGGACUUUUGUCGACCGGUGAUUACCUGCGAGGCCAAGGAGAUAUCGUGGCUGCCGGCGCUGCUGGAUAAUAUGCAGACGGUGGCACGCUGUCUGCGAGUCCUCGAGAAUGUGACGCAGCACAAUGAGGCGAACCAGCGAUAUAUGCUCACCUUUGGGCAGGGUAAAGCCGUGGAGACGCUCUGCCAGCUGUACCGUCUGUGCUGUAGCCAGCUAAUGCUGCAUCCGUCGAUGGACUGUCCGGGCAGUAAUAAGGAGCAUCCGGGCGUGGUUAUGCGCGAGCUGCUGGUCCCAGUGCUCAAGGUGCUUAUCAAUCUGACCCACACCUUUAACGAAUCGCAACCGUCACUGGGCGCCGAGUUGCUGGGCCAGCGCGGCGAUGUUGUGGAGACCUGCUUCCGCUUGCUGCUCCUCUCGGCGAACUACAUUCCCGAUCACUGCGUCUUCGAGCUCAGCAUACUGGUACUCACUCUGCUGAUUAACCUGUGCAUGCAUACGGUGCCCAAUCGCGCUGCCCUGAUGCAGGCAGCCGCUCCGGCCGAGUACGUGGCUGAUAAUCCACCGGCACAGGGAUCCGUGAGUGCGCUGCAAGCUCUGCUCGAGUACUUUUACAAAUGCGAGGAGCUGGCCAGAUUGGUGGAGAAAAACACGGACGCGUUUCUUGAGAGCAACGAGAAGAGCAAAAAGAAGCAGGAAGAGGUUGAGGAGACGGUCAACAAUCUCCUGCAACGCGCUGGUCACCACAUGGAGCACACACUGAAGGGUAGCUAUGCGGCCAUUUUGCUGGGAAAUCUGAUCGCUGACAAUGAGAAGUACGAGGCGUUAGUGCGACGCCAAUUGCGGGGAGAUAGCUUCAAGGAGAUAAUCGGUGUGCUGGAGAAGUAUCACACAUUCAUGAACCUGACCUCCAGCUUGGAGGCGGCCUUUGUGGCUCACAUGAAGUCGACAAAGCGCAUUAUUGAUAACUUCAAGAAGCGUGACUACAUCUACGAGCAUUCGGAUGACCACACCCUGCCCCUAAACUUAGAGACGACAUCGACGGCGGCAGCGAUAGCAGAUGGAACGGACGGUCAAUCCACAUCCAUAACUGCUACCUCGUCCACAUCGCCACCGCCAGGAUCGACGCGGGUGCAGCGCGUGUAUAAGACGUACAGCAGCCACAGAUAAUUGCGAUCUGUAUCGGAAUCGAAAUGGGGAUCCGCAGCAAAGUCGGAUUGGAGAGCCAUCCACACGGAAAGCCUGCCACCAAAAUGAAUUAUGUUUUGUGAUUAUGUAUGUAACUUGUUUAUUCGCUGACAUAGUAGCAGCCACCACUAUAUGGUGUGUGAGUGUAUAGUAUAUGUAAUGCACCUAGUUUCGGUCAUCGCCCCCAUCCCACGAGUAUAUAUAUUCCACUAUAUAUAGUUAGCAACGAUGCGAUCUGUGCUUCGUAUUAACCAAAAGUGAUAGCGAAAGUUCUUGAACGUGGUCGGAGUCCCUUAACUGACGAGAAAACCGAAAUGGAAAUGAAAAUGAAAUGAACAACACAACACUAAACAGAUCCAAAUCCACCACAACAGAUAUGAUGUGUACGUUAUAUAGUCAUAAGCAAUAUUAGCAGCAGCGGCUUACACCCUCACAAAACACACCCCAUACACCCAUGUAAAUAUUGUUUAAUCCAGCGAUUUUAUCGGACACGUCCUAGGUUUAUUUCGAAUGUGUGUUUUUUUUACUUUGUAUUCUUACAUUUAUAUUAUAUAUUAAAGCAUUACUAUUUUUUUUUCUUGUACUUUACGACUCUUGCUACUGAAAAAAACAGCGAGAGGUUAGUAGCAAUAGAGUUAGUAGCGAGACAUGUGUGUAAAGAGAGGACGAGAGAUGGGAGUAGCGAUAGCCCGGAGUCGUGGAGCAGAAUAAAGUUAUUUUAUUGCCUAAAACUAAGCUAAAGAAACUCUACUUAUAAAACUAAAAACUGAUCAAUAAAUAAAUAUAUAUAUAUACAUAUAUAUAUAUAUAUGGAUAUAUGUGUACGUUUACAACCACAAAAAUGUCAGAUUUAGGCUACAAAAAUCCAGAUGUAACGAUAGAAAAAGAAAACAAGCAACUGCACAUGCGUGCGGAUGAAGAAAGAAACAAUUUCGGGAACAAAAUAUAUGUAUAUUUAUUUUGUGUUUUCAACGAGUACAUCAUAUAUUGUUCU